GCGUCAGUCAGUCGGACGGGACUCUCCGCAGUGCACUCAGCCGCUGUGCUCUCCUCUCGGCUGAGUGGAAACAUCAUGUGUCUGUGGGACGCCCAGAGGAACAGCCCUGUUUCUCCGAACUGAGACCAGAAGAGAGGCAGGCGGGGGAACGGGCCGAGGGAGAGAGAGGGGAACGGAAUGAGCUCGACCAGAAACUCGGAGUAGACUCUCCAAAGGGGAAAGUCAAAGACACAGCAGCGUUUAUUUGAGGAUAGCUUUCCAUCCGUUCUGCCAAGCUCCAACCACCCUCGGACCCGGCGAUGCCAUGCUGGCCCAGAGGAACGGGCUACCUCCUCCAGGCUGCAAGCCGGCCCCGCUGGUGAAGGAUCACCCCGACCUGCGGGACGUGGACGUGAACGCCGUCGGGUGCUGCUCCCUCUCCUCUCCCUCCCCGUCGUCGGGGGGUUGCCCCUGGGCUCGGCUGGCCGGCGUGGACGGCUGCCUGUCGGAGCCGUACUGCCUCUGGUUCCAGCUGUUGGCCAGAGCCUACUGGGGCGAGGUGGAACUGGGUCUCACCAGUCCCAACCGCAGCGUGUCCUGGGCUCGGCUGCGGGAAGCCUCCAGGAAGAACUGCGUCCGGUCCCGGGCCAAGCAGAAGGAUGGACGCGAUCAGAGCGAGGCGUCGGCCCCCACCUCCCCCGGGCCGGAGGAGGAGCCCUUCUCCUGGCCGGGCCCGAAGACGCUUCACCUGCGCCGAACGUCCCAGGGCUUCGGCUUCACGCUGCGUCACUUCAUCGUCUACCCGCCGGAGUCGGCGGUCCACAACUCUCUGAAGGACGAGGAGAAUGGCAGCCGAGGGAGACAGCGGAACCGUCUGGAGCCAAUGGACACCAUUUUCGUCAAGCAAGUGAAGGAGGGGGGCCCCGCCCACGGAGCUGGACUCUGUACAGGGGAUCGUAUCGUGAAGGUGAACGGAGAGAGCAUCAUUGGGAAGACCUACUCGCAAGUCAUAGCCUUGAUCCAGAACAGCGAUGCCUCACUGGAGCUCUGUGUGAUGCCAAAGGAUGAGGACAUUUUGCAGCUGUUUUCCCGGGAUAUCACUGCUCUGGCGUAUUCCCAGGAUGCAUACCUCAAAGGAAACGAGGCGUACAGCGGAAAUGCCCAGCACAUCCCUGAGCCCCCUCCCAUAUGCUACCCUCGGAUAGAAGUUAAGGCUGCGGGCGCGGCCCAGUCGCCGGAGCCCGCAGCGGUCGGCGAGACCCCUCGAGGGCCAGCUCAGGGACCGGGGAGAAACGGGGGGACGCCUGAGAAGAGCUAUCGGGUGGAAAUCCCUGUUCCGCCGUCGCCCCCACCCCAGCAGACGUCGAAGUCUCAGACCGUGGUGUGUGUCUGCAGUGAGAACAUGAGGACAGUAGCCAUGCCUCCCGAUCCGGUCGACAGGGGGCCCUGGGUGGCUCGGGCGGGCCCCAGCCACAGGACAGAGGAAAACCGGCACAGUUCUCCAACAGAUUCUGGAUCAACCAGACCCAGACCCCUUAUUCCCUCAGUACCUGGGGGAGCGCAAUUGCAGUACCCCUCCUCCCGUCCUGUAGAAAGCCAGGUCUACUCCCCUUCCUCAAGUUCUCGACCUGUUGCGAUCUACGCCGACCCCUUGUCCUCACCUGCUGCACGGGCACCUGUCACCGCUGCAUCGCCGGACACAUUCUCCACGGCCGUCUCGCCCAACGCCAACCGCUGCUCGCCCUCUCCCACGGCCCCGACCACCUCUCCGCAUCAGAACAUCGACUGGAGAAACUACACCACCUACAAGGAUUACAUCGACGCCAAGAGGCUGCACACGUACGGCUGCCGCACCAUCCAGGAGCGGUUGGACAGCUUGCGCGCAGCCGCCAAUUCUAGUUCCGCCUACGCCCAACAGCGUACGCCGCCUCCUUCUAGCGCCGGUCAGAGAGGGGCGCCGGGGUCCCAGGUCAGACAGAGGAGCACGUCCAAUGACCGUGGUGUGGACGCAAGAAGUCAGGGUACGGCAGUGACCACUCCAUUACGUAGCGUCUCCCAAGAGAGGCUUGGUGGCGGAACAGAAAGGACAGUAUCGACCAGGAACUGGCCCCGCAGCGCUUCCCAGGAUGCUCUGCCCUACUCCACGCCGACGGGAGUCGCCAAACCUCGGGCGCGGUCUUGUGACUACCUGGGCCGGCAGCCCGCAGAGGCAGGUGAGGUCGACGGGGCGGACUUUGAGGACAGGCUGCUGCUCUGUCGGCAAGAGGAACCCAGAGCCAGCAGGCAGGCGGCAGGCCUGAGAGUUUUACCUCAUCUCAACCGGAGUCUCACUGGACAGGAGGAAGAAGGGCGAGAAAGUGGAUUAUCUAACUCUGCUCCCGCGUUCACUAAAGGUACGACAGAUUCCGUGAUCACGUCGAGGACGGAUGGCGUCAUAAUGAGGCCGUCGCGUCUGCCUGUUAAAAACUCCCUCUCGGACUCUUCACCUGCCUUACCCACCAACAGAACCACAGACCCUCUUAAAGACCAAAGAGCUGCCGUCAUGGGCAACCAUCUGGGCUACUCGUCCCCUCUGCACCUUCAGCUCAGGGGCCGGGCGGACAGUCUGAAAAUGGAGAGCAGGUUGGAGGCUGGGUUGGCGGCCAGGUCCUCCUCUUGCUCGGGUCCGUCCUCUAAACAGCCCACGCAGAGACAACUUGUCCCCGCUUCCUCUGGUACGAACGGAGCUGUGACCCACAAGCCAAAGGUCAGAGAAACCUGCAGUUCCACCAGCACACCCGCACGGACUAAUGGCGGCCUCGCAGAGGGCGUAGAGGGACCCGAUGCAACCGUUGUUGUCCUGAGAAGGGACAAGAACUCAGAGGCUCCGCACAUUCGCCCUCCAUCGUACAUACUAGCCGUCAAUGACAACAACGAUGCACGGGUGAUUCAUAAAUCGCCCCCGUUGGUGAAGGCAGGCUCUGAAGACGGAGCCAUGUGCUGGAUGUCUCAUGAUGGCUACAGGGAGACGCAUCUGAGGAGGCUGGGAGACACGCGACACAAGUCCGGCUCCAAUAACCUCAAUGACUCCCUGGAUUCAAUCCCCUUUAUAGAUGAACCGUCCAGUGCCAGUAUCGACCUGGACAGCGCGGACAUUCCUGCCUCCGCCCUGAUAUCUGGAGCGCCCAUCAUCAUCACCACCAUCCCGCCCAGCCCCACCUCCCCGUGCCCUCUAAUGCGACGACAGAUGUCACAUGACCAGGAUUCUCUCCGUCUCACAAUCAUUGAGUCCGAUUCUGGUACAAAAACAGAGCGCUCCAAGUCGUACGAUGAAGGUCUGGAUAACUAUCGUGAAGAAGGAAGAGGGUCUUUAAUACCUGGUCUGAAAAGUCUAAGGAAGGCGGUCACGGACAGGUCGUCGGAAGACUCGGGGUCCAGGAGGGAUUCUUCGUCGGACGUCUUCUGUGACGCCACCAAGGAGGGUCUGCUGCAUUUCAAGCAGCUCAACACCGACAAGGGCAAGCAGCGUGGCGGCGGGAGUUCGCGGCCGUGGAAGCAGAUGUACGCCGUGCUGCGGGGCAACUACCUCUGCCUGUACAAGGACAAGAAGGAGGGGCAGGCGCACGCCAACUGCCAAGCGGUGGACGAGCCGCUGCCCAUCAGCAUCAAGGCCUGUCUCAUCGACAUCUCCUACAGCGACACCAAGCGCAAGAACGUGCUGAGGCUGACCACGUCGGACCGCGAGUACCUGUUCCAGGCCGAAGACCGCGAGGACAUGCUGGCCUGGAUCCGGGUCAUACAGGAGAACGGCAACCUGGACGAGGAGAACGCGGCCUUCACCAGCCAUGACCUCAUCAGCAGGAAGAUCAAGGAGUACAACACCUUGAUGAGCCCGACAGGCAGCAAGACGGAGCAGUCGCCCAAACAGUCCCGCCAGUCGCUGAGCAUCAGACAGACGCUGCGGGGAGGCAAAGGGGAGGCCAAGGCCACGAGUCAGCACUCACCCAAACCUGAGCAGGAGAGGAAGAACAUGCACAAAGAUGACACCAGCCCUCCCAAGGACAAAGGGACGUGGAGGAAGGGAAUCCCGGGACUGAUGAGGAAGCCUUUCGAGAGGAAGCCGUCUCCUGGAGUCACGUUCGGAGUGAGGCUGGACGACUGUCCUGCCGCACAGACGAACAAGUUCGUGCCUCUGAUCGUGGAGGUCUGCUGUCAGCUGGUGGAGGAGCGGGGGCUGGAGUACACGGGCAUCUACAGGGUCCCGGGGAACAACGCGGCCAUCUCCAACAUGCAGGAGGAGCUGAACAACAAGGGCAUGAACGACAUCGACAUCCAGGACGACAAAUGGAGGGACCUCAACGUGAUCAGCAGUUUGCUCAAGUCCUUCUUCCGCAAACUUCCAGAGCCUUUAUUCACAAACGACAGAUACACAGACUUCAUAGAUGCCAACAGAAUCGAGGGCCCAGUGGAGAGACUCAAAGUGAUCAAGAGGCUGCUUCAUGAGCUGCCGGACCACCACUACGAGACGCUCAAGUUCCUCUCCGCUCAUCUAAAAACCGUGGCUGACAACUCAGAGAAGAAUAAGAUGGAGCCGAGGAACCUGGCCAUCGUGUUCGGCCCCACUCUGGUGCGAACCACCGAGGACAACAUGACGCACAUGGUGACUCACAUGCCGGACCAGUACAAGAUCGUGGAGACGCUCAUUCAGAAUUAUGAGUGGUUUUUCACUGAAGAUGGAAAUGGAGAGCCAGUGACGGUGUCCCGGUACGAGAGCGCCGUGGAGUCGCAGCCCCUGCCCAACAUCGACCACCUCCUCACCAACAUCGGCCGCACGGCCACGUCGCAGGGUGAAGUAUCAGAUUCACCGACCAGCGACUCGGCUAAAUCAAAGGGUUCCUGGGGCUCAGGGAAGGACCAGUGCAGCCGCGAGCUCCUGGUCUCCUCCAUCUUUGCUGCAGCCAGCCGCAAAAGAAAGAAAUCAAAGGAGAAGCCGCAGCCUAGCAGCUCGGACGACGACCUGGACGCCGUGUUCGCCAAGAAGGAGAUCCCCGGCCAGAAGCCGAACCACCACCACCACCCUCAGCUCCUCCAGACCGAGGUGCAGAGCGAGACGCGCCCGGGCCUCGGCGCCAAGCAGCAGGCGCGGAGCGAGGAGAGGAAGGAGAACGGGCGGACUGCGGAGCUGACGCCGAAAGCCAAGAGGGAGCACCGCAACUCCAUGUUCCUGAAGGAGACGCAGGCCAGACACGCGCCACCGUCCCCCUCCCCGAUCGUCAGCUACCAGGCAGCUCCUCAGGGGAAGUCGUCCCUGUCCGACCCCCCGUCUCAGCUGGACGAGAACACCUCUGACCUCGGGACCAUGAGCUCCGGAGCGUCGGUGCCACGGUCGAGACCGAAGAAGUGGAUGGCGGGAGACCUGCCGGCGGGCGCGUGUAUCGGACAGGGGGCGUCCGCCGGCGCAGAGGUGAGCUCCAUCACCUCGGACUACUCCACCACCUCGUCCAUCACGUUUCUGACCGGAGCGGAGUCCAGCGCCCUCAGUCCGGAGCUGCAGGGCGGCGAGGAGGCGGACGACGAACGCAGCGAGCUCAUCAGCGAGGGCCGGCCCAUGGAGACGGACAGCGAAAGCGACUUCCCGGUGUUCGCCCCGGGCGGCGGCAGCAGCCAGUCCACGCCGCGCGCAGAGCAGAGUCAGGACAAGACGGAAGCGAGAAGCGGCAGCACGGCCGAGGGGGGCGCCACGCCCAAACUGGAAGCGCGCCGCCUUUUCCCGUCGCACAGGAUGAUCGAGUGCGACACCCUCUCCAGACGGUGGUCCCUGCGGCAGAAGACGGACAGCGAGUCGUCGGUGGAGGGCGUAGCCGCCAGCGGGGAGCGCGGCGGCGGCCGGACGGAGUCGUCCACGCGGUUGUCCCGAGUACUGGAGGUGAUGAAGAAGGGCCGAUCUACGAGCAGCCUCAGCUCGUCUUCGCGCAGCGAGUCGGAGCGUCCCGAACCGGCGGCGUGGCACCUCAAGAUCACCGAGCGGCUCAAGUUCCGGAUACGAACGUCGGCCGACGACAUGUUCACGCAGAAGAGCCGAGCACCGGACGCCCGCGGCAAGAAGAAGAGCAUCCGGCGGCGGCACACCAUGGGCGGGCAGAGGGACUUCGCCGAGCUGGCGGUCAUCAACGACUGGCGGGAGCAGGGCGGCGUGGAGACGGCGGCGGACCUCUCCUCCCUGGACAACGUCAAGCCCCGGUGCUCCUCCGAGGACUGGAUCUCCAGGGAGCGGUGCGUCGAGGUGGCGCCGAGGGCCGUCCCCGAGGACGACCACGCAGAGGCUCGGGACGUAUCUCCCUCUGUAAUACCUCCGCCGUCCACGGACACGCCGCCGCCGCCACCGCCGCCGCCGGGGGAGCACGUCAACGGGAGCGGGCCGCAGGGCAAGAACAAAGCCUCCCUCGGGGCGGACGCUCACCCGCACAAACUCUCCGGGGCGCAAGUCGUCCGCUCGCGCUUCUACCAGUAUCUGUGAAAACUGGCCCGAGUGAAACGGAAUGAAUGCGCGAAAAGAAAAGAAAAAUGUACGAAUGUGGAUAUUUUAGCUGAGGUUUUACUGCACAACAAUAUUUUUUCUACAGAAGCAUACUUUAAUGUACAUACUUGUGUAUUAUAGGCUCACACGAUUGUUACUGGAAGAAACAAAAACAAUGCUGAAGAGAUGUUUUAUGACUCGACUGGAAAAUUAAAACACGGACUUCCUCCUCCUGCGAGAUGGACCCCUGACUGAUACGAGACGGACUCUUGAGGUUUGUGACGCAGCACUAAUGACAAACACGAAGCGGUCGACUCGACUGUUACUGAAGAAGAGACGCAGGAGGAGGAAACGUCGUUACUACGGAAUCGUCACGGUUCAGUUCUUCCUCUUAUAAGCGGUAUGAAGAAUGUAUUACUCGGACUAACACUAGUUGCUUGUGACAAUAUUGUCAUUUUUAAAAAACAAUGUAUUUCUUUUUGUUGCCUGUACUUGAAGUAUGUGGGUUUAGUCGAGGGGCUGCUUUCUGAGCUGGGUGCUGUGGGAAGUUUCUUCUUUUUUUUUCACAGUACAGUCACAACAGCCAGAUAUUAGCUUGAGGGGACUGAAGGGGUUAUUAUUAUUAUUAUUAUUAUUAUAGUUUUAUCAAAUAAAAGACUGAAAAUGAAAUAAUGAUGAAAUACUGUUACUUUGGUAUGUAAUGCUUGGGUACAGUAGAUUUUUAUUUCCGAAAUGUAAAAAAAAAAAAAAAAAAAUCUUUUACGUGUUUUUAUCUCAAAAAGAAAAAAGUGCCUCUUUUUUUUUCUUUUUCUUUUUUUUUACUGUUUUUAAAUUUGGAAAAUAUUUCACAGGCAUUCCACAGAUUAUUAUUUUUUCCCCUGUUGAACUCAAUUCAAAUUGAAUGUUUGUUUCGUUAUACUUUUUGCUUCCACCCCCCACUCCCUUUGACCAUGUGCAGUUCGAACGCAUGGCCGGUUAAAACCAGGGAGUCAAACAGAAGAAGAAGAAAUAUCUUUGAAACUGCAUGAGACAAUGUUUUGGUGAAACAUCUCAACAUCGGUGCAAUGCCCCCUCCCUCAACAAACACUGGAAAUAAAUAAUCUUUAUUAGA
Messenger RNA from Scophthalmus maximus (turbot), 7586 nucleotides. Its product is annotated as rho GTPase-activating protein 21-like. Gene Ontology annotation, biological process: signal transduction. The coding region runs from base 305 to 6475 and encodes 2056 amino acids. The record is from RefSeq and is a predicted model, not a curated record. The transcript has 25 exons. Gene Ontology annotation, molecular function: phospholipid binding; protein binding. NCBI's taxonomy places the organism in Eukaryota, Metazoa, Chordata, Actinopteri, Pleuronectiformes, Scophthalmidae.